AUGGGGCCCUGCCGAAAUGUUCUUCUGAUACUGGCCAUUCUUUCGGUGUCACGCGGAAUCGAUGUGCAGAAUAUGCACACAAAGCUCGGGGACAUUGUUGGUGUUGUCGAACAAGUUCGGAAUGAGAAAGUAUACCAGUUCCGGAACAUUCCAUACGCCAAACCACCCGUCGGAAGUCGGAGAUUCACCAAACCUGAAUUGAGCGGUCCUUGGGCUGGUACACUAAAUGCCACACAAUUUGGACCAUCUUGUAUCCAACCGAUGUUACCACCCCCUUAUAAUAAAUACUUGCCAAAUUUAAACCAAUCAGAGGACUGUCUUAUUUUGAAUAUAUAUGUACCACGUGAUAUAUCUCCGAAUACUAGGAAGUCGGUAAUGUUGUGGAUACAUGGAGGUGACUAUGUCUUAGGACAAGGUAUGUAUUAUGACGGGUCAUACCUUGCCUUAACGGGUGAUGUUGUUGUGGUAACUAUCAAUUAUCGGCUGGGCCUGUUUGGAUUCCUCAGUACACCUCACACAGGUGAAUUGAACGGGAAUUAUGGGCUCUGGGAUCAACACCUGGCACUGCAGUGGGUGAAGGACAAUAUAGACGACUAUGGAGGGGAUUCCAAUUCAGUAACUAUAUUUGGAGAGUCUGCUGGGGGCUUUUGCGUUUCAUUACAAGCAAUAGUACCACAGAAUCAAGGACUGUUUCAAAGAGUCAUUUCACAGAGCGGAAGUGCCUUGUCAAGCUAUUCUUACGUUAGUAGCAGUAAUAUGCAUACCACUGCAAAGCUGCUCGGUAUAAAACUUGGUUGUGCAAACACUUCCGGUAUUCCGACAUCAUAUGCAGAGUGCAUGCGUGGGAAAUCUACAGACGAUUUACUUGCGGCACAGAAUAUAGUGACUACGCCCACUGUUUCACCGCUCAACAUUGAUGAAAUGAUAGGGCCAGUCAUUGACAAUGACUUUCUUCACUCAUCACCCGAAGAGAUUAUGAAAGACAGGACGUCUGCAGGUUUUCAAUUCUUCAAAAACCUCGACUUUAUGACUGGAAAUGUUAAUGCAGAAGGCUCUGUUUUUUUUAAUAUUUUAACAAUGAUAUCGAAAUAUAAAAAAUUCGACUUAAAUGUUGGCGUCCCUUCCGAUGUGUUCUGUAGCUACAUCGUACCUGUUUUAUUAUCUUCUUAUUUCAGCUCUCAGAUCAAUAGCACUCUUCCGAGUGAUCUAAUUUGUUCCUUGUAUGGAACCUCGUCGCGCGGCCACGUAGACAACAAUGUCAUUGGCGUCUUCUCAGAUGUGUUUUUUAUAGUCCCAGCGAUAAAGGCACUCAUAGCUCAUUCUGACGACAACGCCCGAGCAUCAACGUAUCAGUACAUAUUCAAACGAAAAGCACUUGAUAUGUCCUUCCUAGAUUACCCGACUUGGUGGCGAAACGACUUUUCAGCUCAUGGCUCCGAACUCUUUUUCUUGUUCAAUAUUGAAGAUUUUCCUAGUAAAUUUAACAUGAGCGUGGGACUCGAUGAUAUCAGCUUCUCAAAAAGCAUGCAGAAAUACUGGACAAACUUCGCCAAAACUGGGAAUCCAAACUCAAAUGACGUCCCGAUGUGGAGUGGUUAUGACGCAGUAAACCAGAGUUAUAUCGAUCUUGAUGCUAAGAUCACCUCUGGACAACACCUGUAUGGAGAUUCGACCAGUCUGUGCAUGGAACCUGGUCGACUUGCACUUCUGUUACUUACCAUUAUUUCCACGACACAAGGAAUAGAGGUGCAACAUAUACACACAAAGCUCGGGGGCAUUGUUGGUGUCGUCGAACAAAUUCGAAAUGAGAAAGUAUACCAAUUCCGGAAUGUUCCAUAUGCAAAGCCACCCGUCGGUGAGUUGAGGUUCGCGAAACCAGAAUCAAGAGGUCCAUGGACUGGUAUCCUAAAUGCAACGCAAUAUGGACCAUCGUGUAUGCAAUCGAUGCAACCAGCUUUUCAAAAAAAUCUGCCAAAUUUAAUCCAAUCAGAGGACUGCUUGAUUUUAAAUAUUUACGUACCACGCGAUGUUACUUCUAACAGUAGCAAAUCUGUGAUGGUAUGGAUUCAUGGAGGUGGCUAUGUCUUUGGCCAAGGUAUGUUUUAUGACGGGUCAUACCUGGCCUUGACCGGUGACGUUGUCGUGGUAACAAUCAACUAUCGACUGGGGCUGUUUGGAUUCCUCAGCACACCUUACACGGGUGAACUUCACGGGAAUUAUGGCCUCUGGGAUCAACGCUUGGCACUUCAAUGGGUGAAGGACAAUAUAGACGAUUAUGGUGGAGAUCCGAAUUCUGUUACCAUAUUUGGGGAGUCUGCUGGGGGCUUUAGUGUUUCUUUACAAGCAAUAAUGCCUCACAAUCAAGGACUGUUUCAGCGAGUCAUUGCACAGAGCGGAAUUGCUCUCUCGACGCUGACUUAUAUCGGUGCGAGUACAAUGCAUUCAACCGCAAAGCGCCUUGGUAUUCAAGUUGGAUGUGCAAACACUUCCGGUAUUCCCUUAACAUAUACAAGGUGCAUGCGUGAGAAAUCUGCAGGUGAUUUACUAGCGGCACAGAAUAUAUUGCUUAUUCCCACUCUUCCGCCUCUCACAAUUGAUGGCGUAUUUGGACCAGUCAUUGACAAUGACUUUCUCCACUACUCGCCAGCAGAGGUACUGACAAACAGGACGUCUCCAGGUUUUCAGUUUUUCCAAAACCUCGACUUUAUGACCGGAAAUGUUAAUGCAGAAGGCUCUGUUCUUCUAAAUAUUUUAACACUGAUGUCUAAAUAUAAAAAAUUCGACUUAAAUGUUGGGGUCCCUACCGAUGUGUUCUGUAACUACAUCGUUCCGGUUUUUGUAUCUUCUUAUUUCGGCUCUCAAGUUAACAGCACUCUUCCGAGUGAUCUGGUAUGUUCAUUUUAUAGGUCUUCGUCGGAAAGUCCAGGUUACAAUGCCAUUGACGCCUUUUCAGAUGCAUUUUUCCUAACGCCAGCAAUAAAAGCACUCAUGGCACACGCGGAAGGCAAUACCCGAACAUCAACGUAUCAGUACAUAUUCAAACGUCCAUCUCCUGACCCAUUGCUCCGAAUAUAUUUGCCAUGGUGGCGAAACGACUCUUCAGUUCAUGCCUCUGAAAUUUCAUUUUUGUUCGGUCUUGAAGAUUUUCAAACCAAAUUUAACACAACCGUGAGUCCCAAUGAUGUCAUCCUCUCGAAAACCAUGCUGAAGUAUUGGACAAACUUCGCCAAAACUGGGGAUCCGAACUCUAAUGAUGUCCCGGUGUGGAGUGGUUAUGACGCAGUACAACAAGGUUAUGUUGAUCUAAAUACGACGAUCACUUUAGGUCAACAUUUGUACAGAGAUUCGACCAGUCUAUGGCUACAGAGACUGCCAAAGUUAGUCCAUAUCCAAGAGCCUGGGGGUGUUAUUGGCAAAUAA
Messenger RNA from Ylistrum balloti, 3420 nucleotides. Its product is annotated as acetylcholinesterase-like. The transcript has 4 exons. Gene Ontology annotation, molecular function: signaling receptor activity; neurexin family protein binding. Gene Ontology annotation, cellular component: cell surface; synapse. The coding region runs from base 1 to 3420 and encodes 1139 amino acids. The record is from RefSeq and is a predicted model, not a curated record. Gene Ontology annotation, biological process: chemical synaptic transmission; postsynaptic membrane assembly; synaptic vesicle endocytosis. NCBI's taxonomy places the organism in Eukaryota, Metazoa, Mollusca, Bivalvia, Pectinida, Pectinidae.